Messenger RNA from Phalaenopsis equestris, 668 nucleotides. RefSeq names its product 3-ketoacyl-CoA synthase 11-like. NCBI's taxonomy places the organism in Eukaryota, Viridiplantae, Streptophyta, Magnoliopsida, Asparagales, Orchidaceae. Gene Ontology annotation, molecular function: acyltransferase activity, transferring groups other than amino-acyl groups. Gene Ontology annotation, biological process: fatty acid biosynthetic process. The record is from RefSeq and is a predicted model, not a curated record. The annotation marks the transcript as partial. The transcript has a single exon. Gene Ontology annotation, cellular component: membrane.
UCUUCUUCCGACCUGCCCUCCCAAUCUACGCCAUGACAAACCAUAUAGCACUAACAAUGCAGCAAAACUUAACAUCCAACCUCCCCAAUCCUCUGCAACCAACCCUCACAUCCAUUCUUCAUCACCACUAUCCCAUCCCAUCCCUUCUCCUCCCCAUCCUCAUCUUCCUCAUCUCACUCCUCACCCUCAUCAUCUCCCACCGCCCCCGCCCAAUCUAUCUCAUCAACUUCUCCUGCUUCAAACCACAGAACCAAUACAAAGUCACGAGAGAAACAUUCAUGAAACAAUUCAAAAGCAGGGGAACGUUCACCGAUGAGAGCGUGGGGUUCCAGCGCCGGAUGCUGGAGAGGUCCGGCAUCGGGCAGGAAACUUACCUUCCUGAAUCUCUUCUAGGAACGCCGAUCAACAUGUGCGCGAAGGCGGCGAGGAAGGAGGCGGCGAUGGUGGUGUUUGGAGCGGUGGAUGAGCUGAUGGAGAAGACGGGAGUGAGGGCGAAGGAUAUUGGUGUGGUGGUGGUUAAUUGCUCCAUCUAUAAUCCGACGCCCACCAUGGCAGCGAUGCUUGUUAAUAGGUAUAAACUAAGGGGGAAUGUGAGAAGCUAUAAUCUUGCGGGGAUGGGCUGCAGCGCGGGAGUUAUAGCGCUUGAUUUGGCCAAGCGACUUCUUCAG